AUGUUCACCAAACAAACUCUUCUCGCGUUCAUCGGGGCACUGGCCCUGGCCGCGGCCAAGACGACCACUGAAAAGACCCCAACUCAGGCCGAGAUUGAUGCAGCCCGUGCGACGGUCCUGCCUUACUCUCCGGUAUCAAAUGUAAAAGGCUUGGUUUUUGAUCGCUUCGUCAACAUCUGGCUGGAGAACACAGACUUUGAAACCGCAGCUUUAGACGAGAACCUGUCCAAGCUGGCUAAGGAGGGUAUUCUCCUGACGAACUACUUUGCCAUCACUCACCCCUCGGAGCCCAACUACUGUGCUUCCGCCGGGGGUGACACUUUCGGCAUGGACAGUGACGACUUCCUGCAGAUCCCCGCCAAUGUCUCAACUAUUGCCGAUCUGUUUGACAUCAAGCACAUCGCUUGGGGCGAGUACCAAGAGGACAUGCUCCUUCCCCAGCACAUGUUCAUUACACCGAAUAUGACUAACGACUCUCACGACACCAACGUCACUGUGGCCGGCGACUGGGUUGCUCGCUUCCUCCCUCCCCUGCUGAAAAACGAGCACUUCAACAGGGAUAGCCUGGUGCUACUUACAUUUGAUGAGACGGGCAACUACUCCCACCCUAACCGGAUCUUCAGCUUCCUGGUGGGAGGUGCUAUCCCGGAGCACCUGAAGGGCACCACCGACGACACCUUCUACACACACUACUCAAUCAUCGCCUCCCUAUCCGCCAACUGGGGUCUGCCCUCGCUUGGCCGCUGGGAUUGUGGUGCCAACCUGCUGGAGAUGGUCGCUGAGAAGACCGGUUAUGUCAACUGGAAAGUUGAUGCUAGCAAUGCCUAUGUCAACCAGACUUACCCUGGCCCUCUGUCUACCAAGAACUAUUCCUCCAAGUGGGCUGUUCCUGCCAUCAAGGGCAAGUGCUCUGCUGGCCAUGGUAUUGCUCAAGUUGUGAAGCAGACCUACCACGGUCUCCAGCCUACCUACGACUACACCAGCCCUGUGCCCUAUGAUGCGACCAGUGGAAACAACAUCGGUAUCAAGUACCACCGUACUCUGAAGCACGGUAAGACGGAGACUGGUGUCACUGGGCAAACCAGCGAUUCUCAAAUGCCCAUAUGA
Messenger RNA from Penicillium digitatum Pd1, 1107 nucleotides. RefSeq names its product putative acid phosphatase. NCBI's taxonomy places the organism in Eukaryota, Fungi, Ascomycota, Eurotiomycetes, Eurotiales, Aspergillaceae. Gene Ontology annotation, biological process: phospholipid catabolic process. Gene Ontology annotation, molecular function: hydrolase activity, acting on ester bonds. The record is from RefSeq and is a predicted model, not a curated record.